Amoebophrya sp. A25 is the source of this 1182-nucleotide messenger RNA. Lineage: Eukaryota; Dinophyceae; Syndiniales; Amoebophryaceae. The record is from the annotation of a GenBank genome assembly.
AUUUGUACAUGGAUCCAUGAGCGCGUCCUGCUCUUGUACUCAGAUGUACUAGAUGGAUUUUUUUUCUUUUGAUAUAGAAGACAAGGAAAUAUGGCGUCUGCGAGCCGUGAGGACGCAAAAUUUGAGGCCUCGUUGAACGCGAUCCGACGGAGGACCGAUUACUUGGAUGUAAUUACUGGGAAGAGUGCUGAUAUCUCGACCGCCGCGUCAGGCCAAGCACGAGCCGGGUUGUCUUCCGCAACAUCGAGUCCCCGGAAAAGCAUUUCUCCAAAUCGAGGUCGCAUGAAGAGUCGAUUCCUGAAAAAUAGCUAUGUGAACGCAGUGAACGACAGGCGUGCAGAGUUGGUGGAGGAGCAUCUUGGGCCAAGCUUCGCGGCUUGGAAACUAACUUUGCAGCAGAAUUGGCAAUGCCUGCAGCCACGGACAAAGAUUACGGCUAGCCUAUCUUCACUAUCGGAUAGUUUCGGACUACGCUGAGUGGGGUCCCUCUGGAAUUCGACUUGAACUUGAAGGGGAAAGUAAAUGGCAACGGGGGCAACUCACUCAGCCACGGAUAGUGAAAAACUGCCUCUAAAAAGAGGAAGUUUCAAUGCGCCCAACUGAAUCUGCGCAAUCGAAGGGUAAACAUGGAUUUGGAUGCUUUUAGGCGAGAACAUCAACGACGGGCGACCGGAGCAUAAUGGCAAGAUCUAAGCAGUAGUAAAAAAGAUGAUUGAUCAUAUUCUUUUUUGCAUGACAAUUUAUAUAGACUCCUGUAUGAAUUAAGUACGAUUAAGGACGACUGUGGCAAUACACCUCCCAGAUUAGUGGGAAAGUCUAUUGAUUUUGAUGUGCAUAGGAGGAAGUCUAUUGAUUUUGAAUUUUGUUGCCGGCGUCCGUUAGUACUAUCAGAAUAUAUUUAUUUGAUGUGAUCGUAAAAAUGCAUGACGCCUACCUCUCGUCUCUUACAGAGAAGUUCUUGUGAUACAUGCGGAUGGAGACACCAGAGACAGAUAAAAGGUCGUGGGGCGUCGAUGUCAAAAUCAUGUACAGUAAUCUUCUUGGUCGGGCAUAAUAUGUUGAUGAUGCUACUAGUAGUACAAUUGUAAAAAGUGAUUUAGACAACGAGGCCGGGCAACAUACAGAGAUUUAUCCUGGAUGGCAUGAACAUUCGUCGAGUGCGCAUCUUGUUUUUGUGUGGAG